Messenger RNA from Seminavis robusta, 1531 nucleotides. Lineage: Eukaryota; Bacillariophyta; Bacillariophyceae; Naviculales; Naviculaceae. The record is from the annotation of a GenBank genome assembly.
AAUAAAAAUCAAACAACCCGAUCUUUCGCAUCUUGCCUCACAACAACCAGGCAACGGCACCCUCAACAACUCAACAAAGAAUUGUUGUGAAGCAACCGUCUGAAGUUACUACUGUAGUAUACGAGGAAGGAAUGAAUUGUCUCUCUCGCACGUCACCACGAGCAUGGACGAGUCGAUUGUUACUGCUGAGUACUACUAGCAGCAGUAGAGCAGGAAUCCGUCGUCGACGAGUGUCCACCACAACGGCUGUCCACAAUGUGCUUCGACCGAGUCGGAAGACCCAACGAGUGUUGAUGACUGUGAGCGGCACGAGUCUGUUGGCGUUGUGGUGUGCCAAGCAAAGCCUUCAAGUGGUUUCCACUGGUCAAGUGGCCGUGGAGGAAUAUUGGUCGGGGCGCAUGAAUCCAACACUGCUAUCGGCGGGCACUCAUGUCGUCCAUCCGUGGUCCAAAUUGACGCGCUACUCGUUGCAACCACGCCACUGCGACUAUGAAUUUAACAACAUGGUCGCUCAGAAUGGACUUCCCUUGACCGUGCAAGUGACCAUCGUGUACAAACUAAAGGAGGACAAGAUUCCACAACUCUACGUCGAAUGUGGCCCGGAUCAUGAUUUUCACAUGCCAGCCAUGGCCAAAUCUAUUUUGCAAUCCAUCAUUUCCAAGAUCAGCACUAGAGACUUGAGACGAACACACCAACAAGCCGUGUCCAGCGAGUUGCAGACAAAAUUGACGGAAGCGUAUCAAGACUUUCUGACGUUGGAACUGGUCGUUGUGAAAGAUAUGGCACUGCCAGAACACUGUGCCGAAGGACAAAAGGAACUGGAUCGCUUGUUCUAUCUCGCAUCGGCCGAACAUCAAAAGGCGCAUGUCCAAGGAGUCAAGGCACGCAGUAUUGCCAACUAUCAUGCCGCCGUCACAGCAACAAAGUCCACUGCUGGCCAACGACUAAACAACGAAAACAAAGACAAACAGCAACAACAAAGCACUGUUGUAAAACCACGACAAGGGGCAACCAAAGUGCCACAACAGCAGCAACAACAACAACCAAAAUCAAUGGUCUUCAUGAAAAAAAUGGUGGAUACAACAAAUCCGAAAAAUGUUACCCAAGCGUUGACAACAGACAAAGCGGGGCAAUCUUCACUGGAAACAACACCUUCUCCAAAGGAAGCUACCAACACGGUUGUGCUGACCCAAAAAGCGGAGGAUCUACCGACUACAACUACAACUACCACCACCUCAACUGCGCCAGGAACCGCAACUGGCAGCUUGAAAUCAGCAGAGACAGAGCAGGCAACCAUGGCAGAGAAAGAGCAAGAGGGGAGCACGGCCGUUGCCACAACGAAGACGACAACGGAAAAGCAGCCAUAGACGAACCAACCAAAGAAUGUUGCAAUCAUUCAUCUGUCAAGCUCAUACGGAGGGAAAUCAACGGGGAAUACGCAUAUAUUUAUUGAAUUAAACGUAAUCAUCUUCUUGAGUGCUUGAUUGAGAAAGAGAGUGAUGGAGUCGUACCUAGUAGCAUAAAAGUGACC